Planococcus citri (citrus mealybug) is the source of this 3315-nucleotide messenger RNA. RefSeq names its product phosphatidylinositol glycan anchor biosynthesis class T (gene PIG-T). The record is from RefSeq and is a predicted model, not a curated record. Bases 360 to 2111 code for a protein of 583 amino acids. Gene Ontology annotation, biological process: attachment of GPI anchor to protein. Gene Ontology annotation, cellular component: GPI-anchor transamidase complex. Lineage: Eukaryota; Metazoa; Arthropoda; Insecta; Hemiptera; Pseudococcidae. The transcript is spliced from 2 exons.
GACUUUCUGAAAAGUGAAAAGGGAAAAUUAAGCAAAGCAAAGGCGAUUCUGAUUCUUGAUAAAAUGAUAACGUGCGCAAGAAAAAUGCGCGAUGAGUUUUUGUUAUGAUCGAAAAAUGAAAACAUUGAAAUCUCUGCCGAUGGAUGAAAAAACUGUAGGUAGAAUAGGUAGAAUUAAAAAAUUUUCAUAUUUUAAUUUUUGGAAGUAUUGUGUUGCGCAGUAAACGACUGCUUGUGUUUGAAUCAUCUAAUCAAUUUUUUAAUGCGAGUCUUGAUUAGUGGUGUCCUAUAGUGGUGUGAGUGUUGCCGGUUUCAUGUUCAUGAUAAUAGUAAUCACUGAUACCACUUCAAGAAAAACUGAUGGAGUUACGUAAGAAUAAAUUCGUUUUGAAGCAAUCCAGUAAAUUUACUAUGAUACUGAAAUGCAUCAUUCUGAGUAUCAUCUUCGAUGUGGCUCUUUCAGAAAGUGACUCAUUUCACGAGGAGUUACUUUUAAAGCCAUUAGACAAUGGUAAAGUGUACAGUUAUUUUCAAUUCACCACAUUAUGGAAUAAAAGCUUGGAAACUGAUCAAUACGGUCAUUGUCACCUGUUUCCCCAUGCUCUUAUGGAAAUAAUUCAAACAUACGAAGUCCAAGAACUUCACAUCAGUUUGACCGAAGGACAGUGGAAACACAGAUACUGGGGAUAUGCGAUUGUGGAAGCUCCUCCAGGCGCCGAAUUAUGGGUGUGGUUCAAGCCAAACACCAGAAACAUCGAUGAAAAAUGGAAAGGUCUCACAGCUGCUCUAUCUGGAUUACUCUGCGCUUCGUUCAAUUUUAUAGAUAGUGUGAAUAGCGUUAGUCCCAGGUUGAGUUUCAGACCGAAAGGCAUCGAGAGUGAAAUGCCUUUAAAUUCCGAACGUCUUCGUUACGCCACUUUGCCUCGAGAAAUUGUGUGUACGGAGAAUCUGACUCCUUGGAAAAAACUACUACCGUGUGAUUCAAAUAAAGGAUUAUCGACAUUGUUGAACGCCCGAUAUAUUCAUAAUACGAAUUACCAUUCAGUUGGGGUUCAUUACCGUCAAAUAUGUGCGAAUGACGGAUGUUCGAAGACCAAAAUUGAAUUACAACAGACUGUAUCGUUGGUUUAUGAUUUAGUUAUUCUCACUAGCAGUAUUAAGGAAUGGUCUAUUCGGAAACUAUUCGGUAUCGGCUUGUUCGGUUCAUGUCCGGUUGCUCAAGAUUCAAAUAUCUACGUGGAUAUCUCGGAUAAUAAUUUUGAAUUGGUACAACCACCGGACAAUAUUUUAACCAAUGUAAGAGGUGGUCAGAUAACCAAAUAUGCUGUGUACGAUUUCAAAAAUAUCAAUAAUCUAUCUGUGAAAAACAUACGAAAUAAUUACCAAUCUAAAUCACCCAUAUUACACGCUAAUCGUUACAUAAGAGAUUAUGGCAAAGAAGUUGGCGGGAUUGUGACGAAAAUUUACAAUAAUCAUCGAGAACCUAUAGAUAUCAUUUAUUUUGAAAACAUACCUUGGUUCGUACCAGUUUACUAUCACACUUUGAAGAUCGUCAAUGGAAACAAUGUAAUAAAACCUAAACAAACUCAUUACAUACCAGGAAAAAUUCGAACAAGACCAUAUUAUUUAGAGGUAGCAUUUACAUUACCUCCCCGUUCGGUUACCGAAAUUUCUAUCGAUUUUGAUUACAUGUUUUUAAAAUGGCAAGAAUACCCUCCGGAUGCUAAUCACGGAUUUUAUGUCGGAUCAGCAGUAAUCACUGCUUCACUGCCGUAUGCUAGAAAUUAUUAUUCGCUUCCUCGAACUGUCAGUUUAAUCAAAAACUGUUUCAAUGUUACUGAUUCCGACGGAUAUAUUGUACAAUUGCGAACUGAAUCAUUUAUACUGAGUUUACCGACUCCUGAUUUUAGUAUGCCUUAUAAUGUAAUCUGUUUAUCUUGUACAGUUGUGGCCUUAGCUUUCGGUCCUAUACAUAAUAUUACUACUAAAAGACUUAGAUUAUCGAAAAAAGUAAACAAAAGUAAGUUGAAAAUGCUUCUAGAUUUGAAAUUUUUCUCAUUCUUACGAUUGCGUUCCAAAACUUCUGAGCAACAGGAAGAAUCUAAUCGUUAAAACAUGAACAGCGAUUUUUAUUUUUACCUGUUGUAAUUUUUUUACGAACAUUGUAAAAAUCUAGUCCUAAUGAUUGUAACUGUACAGGAUUAUUAUUUAUUAUAGAUUUUUGCAUUUUGUGUAAGUAUUUCAUGUGCGUACUAUUUUGUUGUACAUAUAAUUGAGGAGCUUGGAAUCAAAACUCACUUUUGCCAUCGGACAAAGUUUUGAGAAAAUCGACAAUAACUGAUUUCGCCUAGUGCGUUGAUGAAAAAAACGCCGCAAAGUGUGUCAAACUCUUGAGUAAGACUACUAAAUAGGAUUCCAUGAGAAAAUUUUUUUUUUCAAGUUGCCAUAUCGUUGCAGUAUGGCUAUCAAGUUUGGCAAAAGUGAGUUUUGAUUCCAAGGUGGGGUAAUUUUACUUUCUUUUGCGAAUAUAUCGAAAAAUAAGCCUCCUAGAAAAAAACUAACGACAUUAUGUCGAUUGGAAAUUUAAUUCUCUACAAUUCUCCUGGAUCUGAUUUUUCCGUAGAAUGCUUCGUUCAGUCUCCAGACAGCUUUAAAAGUUUUGAGCGCUGAAUUUUUCCAAAAAUUAUACUUUCUUUUGCAAAUAUAUCGAAAACUAAGCACUCUAGAAAAAAAAUAACGACAUUAUGUCGAUUGGAAAUUUAAUUUUCUACAAUUUUCUUCGACCUCAUUUUUCUGUAGAGUAUUUUGUUCCGCCUCCAGAGAGCUUUAAAAGUUUUGAGCGCUCAAUACAUCCAAUUUUUUACCUCCUCAGUUGCAUCACUUCCAAAUUCAAAACUACCAUUUUCGGUAUUUUCACUAUCAGAAAAUGCUUCCGAAGUUGCAACUGAAUUAUUUUGGCUUUGUAGACUUCCAUGCGACCUUCAAAAUACAGUUUUUUUUAUAGCUUGGAGUCAAAACUCACUUUUGCCACUGACAAAAGUGAGUUUUGACUCCAAGAGCACUUUUUAACACGAAAUUGUGAAGAACUGGGGCCGAAUUCGGAAAAAUGGAUUCUGUAGGGUGAUAGAGAAAUUGAAGAAGUAUCAGAAUCCGCAAAAAAACGCAUAUCGAUUUUAGGUGGCAAAAGUGAGUUUUGAUUCCAAGCUCCUCAAUUAGAAUAGUAUUUUUAUUAUAAAAUACUUACAUCUGUUAAUACGCUUAUUUUUUAAAAAUACUGCGAUGGUUUUUCGAAAAAAUAAAAAAAUUUGCGUACUUA